Molecule: messenger RNA, 7388 nt
Organism: Pogona vitticeps (central bearded dragon)
Lineage: Eukaryota; Metazoa; Chordata; Lepidosauria; Squamata; Agamidae
Biological process (GO): male meiosis I; mRNA stabilization; female meiosis I
Cellular component (GO): nucleus; cytoplasm
Source: RefSeq, a predicted model, not a curated record
UGUCACUUCUCUGCAGGUUUUUAAGAAAGAGUUUUGAAUUGAGGCAGAGCCACCCCCAUCCCAGAUUCAGGGAGAGAAGGUGCAGAGUGACACAACAGGACUUCCGCUGAAUUGCAUUCAGAGCUGAAGAACUUGCUGUAUGGUUCGGAGAUUUUUGUACCUUAAACGUUUUCCUCUAAAUGUUGAGCGGGGGAGUGUUACUCUAAAUGUCAGAGUAAAAAAAGGUGGAACAGGUUAAGACGUCCAAUCUCUGCUGGUUUGAAAAUGUUACUCAACUUGGAAACAACGGUUUCCACAUUGAAAGUGGGGACAUGGUUAAACAAAGCACCACAUUCAGUUGUUGUAAGCCACAGGUAAAUAGCCCUAACAUGGAUACCCAGUUUUUCUCCCCAAUAUUUGGAGGAAUCACCAAUACACCAUCCUCUGUGGACUCUUCCCAGUUCUAUACUGGCUGGUCAGCCUGUGGAGAUGAUGCCAAUACUGUUGCUGCAUUACAUGACUGUACACAAAAAAGGGCACAGGUCAAUCUGUCCUAUUCUGGCAACGGCCCCGAUAUGUUUGGUUUAGUGACAAACAUCUUAGAGGAGCCAGAGAAGCAAGAAGCUGCUACAGACUGGAAUUCUUUAUCAAGAUUAUUCCCACCAGUGUGGUCAUCAGACUUUGAAAACAACAGCAGCCUCUCGGGUCUUUUUCCUAUGAAGAUUUUGGGAAAUGAUGACCUUACCAACUUAGUUGAUGUCCAGCAAUCUUACGAAGAAAACUGGCAAAAGGCAUCCUCUGUGGAAUUGUUAAAGAACGAACUCAACGACCUCCAUGUCAUAGGAUCCUGGGAGUUGCCUGGGAGUGUUUGUAUCCAGUCACCUGAGGACAUCCUGAAGAACGCUGAUCCACAGAACAAGGCUCUUAAGAGUAUUGGAACCAAUCAAGGCAACUUUGUACGCGUGCAAAAUUACAACAAGAAUAGCCAUGGGAGCACACCUUCGUCUCAUAAUAAAAUAAAAGAUAGUACCAAUAAGGAAUGCCAGAAAUCUGGCAGAGGAAGAGAGAUGAUGAUGAGAAAUGACACAGAAGGCUCAAGCAACAAUUUCAUCCAGCUGUCAAAUUCUCCUAUAGGUGGAAUAUGGGACCCAGUCAUCCAGGAAAAUAAUUUGUGUCCUGAACAGUAUACGGGUUUUACAACUACUCAUGAGCGUCAGGAAUUUAGCUACUUGUCUGAACAUUUUCUUAGUUCAGCACUUAAUACAGAAAAUAGCUUUCCUGAAGCAGUGGAAACAGAAUUUCAGGAAAACUACCCACAAAACAGCCACCAUAACAUCCGAAUGUCAGUGACCUUUCACAGUGGUGAACAUAAGGGCCCCCUACAGCCUCAGAAAGCUCCCUGUAGUCAUUCGGCUCUAAAACCAACUGCGCGAAACAUGAAGUCAUCUUACAAUGGAUAUACGUGGCUGGAGACAAAAAGACCAAAUCCAAGUGCUGUGUCCUGUGCAACCUAUGGGAAGCAAAAGGAAAUGUCUUCCAUUCAGUCAGGUGGACCUUCCACUAAACGGCCCCCAGGCCAGCUAUCCUAUUCACAGAAGCCAUCAGGGCCGUCCUUGAGAAAUGAUGGCAAACAACAGUUAUUUGGUAACAUUCCCAGUAUUUCAGGAUAUUCUAGUUCUAGAGAAAAUCAGAAACAACCACGUAACCCUGUCGGACACUCCCAGACUCAUUCUUUAGCUGCUUCAGAGGGAUACUGUGGUAAAGUAUCUGUUAAUGCUUCUUCCAGUUGUUUAUCACAGCAGCACUCGCUGAGAAACGAGUCUGCAAAGCACCACAGAUUUAAUAAUAAGCAAAACCGAUAUAAUACCGAUGAGAGAAGAGGGCAAUACGAAGGAAGACAGAGGAAUCAUUCAAUUCCACACACAAGAUAUGUAGGCCCGGAUCAGCCACAGCUUGAAAUAUGGGGAAGAAAACCAGAACCAAAUGGUGCUGCCUUAACUGAUUUCAUCAAUCCUUCUUUCCUUCCUCUGUUCCCAUUAGUGUCUGGUUAUAAACCCAUGCCCAGUUUCCCUCCAUUGAAUCCUCACCUGUUUUCAUCACCCGCCAAUGUUGCGUUUUCUCUUUUGCCGUUUCCAUGGGCUGAACUUGCUGAUCUCCUUCCUUAUGACGACUUGCCCCAUUUAAGUCCUUUCCUGAAUGACCUCUUCUGUGGAGAGACUACUUCUCCGUGCUUGGCCUUUCCACCGCCCCCUAGCCAGUAUCGGCCUCCAAGGAGUCGUAAUGGACCGGCCAAUGAGCUUCAUAUUCAUCUGGAAGAAUGUUAUGAGCAGUGGAGAGCACUAGAAAGAGAACGGAAAAAGACAGAGGCAGAUCUAGCAAGAAGUUUUCCAGGGAAGCAGGUGUCCAUCUCCAGUAAUGCUCCCUUUUCCCGGCUUCCUGCCAAGCCUUCCCGCGUGGAUCGUCUGAUUGUGGACCAGUUCCGAGAGCAGGCAAGAGUACACAGCUUAGUUGGGAAAAUGCAGCACCUCUGUGAGAUUCCUGUCCAUAGAAACAUAUCUGCCACUUUGGGACGUCAUUUGGAAGCCAUCUGUGCUACUCAAGCAAAACGCAAGGAAGAGAUCAUUAAUGCUGUUAAUCCUCAGCGGCUAGGGAUGUCUCGUUACAAUAAGGAAAAAGAUGUCCUAGCUCUUGCAGCUGCCAUUAAAGAUCUGGCCUUCUUCACGCGGAAAACCCGUACAGCUUUGUGGUGCGCUUUUCAGAUGACGCUGCCGAAAACGUCAGCAGGCGCCCUGGUGAAAAAGGAGGAAGUGGAAAAGGCGUUGCAGGGGCUCUGCCCGGUAGACUGCAGCUUCCGAGUGAAGAUCCUUGCAGAGCAGGAAGACAAAGAAAACCAGAGGGAGAAUCCCAAUGAACCCCAACCAGUCAUCAAAUGAGCACCGUCCAGCAAAUCUUGCAGCGGAGUGAAAAGCCGACCUGGCUGUUGUUGAAAUCUAGCUGGUGUAUACUGAGCGUCCAGUGCCAUUGUUCAAAUCUAGAUGGGUGUGUUUCUCUUGUAAUCUUGCAGCAAUCUUAGUAUGGAUGGCGUGUAUCUGCAGUUUAAAAGAGAAAUGAUCAAAAUAAAUGUAGGCAAGCAAUAGUCAUUCUUCUUCUUGAUCCCUGAUCCAAAGCUGUGACUCAAGCCAUGAACUAGGAAACUAGCAAACGGCUUAGCUGACUCUCAUAUUUUUACAGUUUAGUGUAUUUCACAAUACCACUUAAGCAUUUAUUGAUCCUUCAUCUUGUAAUAUUAAUAUUUUAAGUGCCAAAGUGAUAACUGAAUACCGUUAUCGUCGUUGCUGUUUUGGAAUAAUGUACCUGUAUGUUGUGGUAUUGUUAGGAGCCGAGAAAAAAUGCGGAUGAUCUGGUUUAAGCAACCAGCAGUUAACAUUAGUUCUGCUAAAAUUGUGAAGCUGUUUUUGCCAGCGUGCGUUUCAGGCUGAACUAAUCCAGACCUCACCAUCACUAGGUAUGGUGGUCCAACAGAUUCUGUAGGUUUUGGAAAAAGAAGGAAAGUUUUAAAUACCAUGUAUUAAAUAUUCAAUUAUGGUGCGUGUUAGUUAGUGGAAUUAAAUACUUUGACAUUAGGAAAGGAAUACAGUACUUUGAUACCUUAGUGGCUUAAAUGAUUAUUUAACUUGGUAUGCACUUAAUGAAAACUAUAGCUGUUGAUAUUUAUUUUAAGAAUUAAUAUAUCAUUUGUCUGACUUCACUAUACACUUUGAUCCCUCACCAGACCUAUUAAUCAGGCUUAAUGUAUGCUCAGGGUCUGUUACGUGUAUCUAUAAACUAUAAAUAUGCACAAGGUAUUAUGUUUGUAGAGAUGGGAUGUUUGUACAAAUAGUUCUGUAGACUUACUUGAUACUAGGUUACCAAAGCUGACUGGUUUAUUUUUAGCACGAGGAAAUUUUGUAUGUUGAAUCACUAUUAUUGGGCUUCAUGCUGUGUCAUGGACAAUCAGAUUCAUCACAUGCCAACAUGAAUGUAUAAGAUAACUAUAACAGAUGGUUUCCCUCUCCAAAGUUUUACUAGUGCCCUUUGAUUUCGGUCGCUCCAAGUACAGGUUUCCCCUUUCACAAGAAUGCUGUGUACAGCCCCAUGCAAAUGGUGAUGGGGCCGUAUGUUUGUGUACAGAAGGCUGUCACAUUGUAGUGAAGGGAGGGACCUUUGUGUGUAUCUGUGCACAUGUGCAUAAUUCCUGUGUGUUAAAGAAAAUCUGGAUUGGGGCUUUGGUAGGUGGAUUCUUAUCAUUUCUGAGUAUUAACUUUUUCACAAUCUUGUAAAAUGUGGGAUAGCCUGCGUGUACUGAUCACCCAAUCAUGUGCUUGUAUCUUAUAUGUUAGAGGAGAAUUCUGAAGAGCAGUUCUCACGCUCCUAAGAUCCUUGUUGAAAAAGCGAGGAAUACUUCAAAGAACAGAUUUCUUUCAUCUAACACGUCAGAUAUCGCUCUGAGAAGCACAAUUGGGUCGUUAACAUUUCCCCCACUGUGUUCAGUUUUGAGCUUGUGGUCAUUUAGACCCAUGGUUCUCAUCCUUGUGUCCCCAGAUGUUCUUAGACUGCCGCUCCCAGACUCCUUCCCCACUAGCUGUGCUGGGGAGGAUUCUGGGAGCUGUAGUCCAGAAACCCCUGGAGAGCCAAGGAUGGGAACCACAGAUUUGAGACAACAGGGAUGGGGAGGCAAUAUUCAGCAAAGACACUGCUGGGUGUCAGCUCCCGGUAUUCCUCACCUGCAAUUAUGCUGGGUAAGGCUGGCUGGAGAUUGCAGUGCAACCGUGUCCCUAGUCCAUCCCUUUGCUUAUCCCUUGAUUGUGUAAAAUUUUUACAGCAGAUGCAAGGACUUCAGUAUCUGCAGCAAGAAGUUGCAGAUUCCUUGUAUUCUUCUUACUUGGUUUAAAGUCCAAAGGAAACAAUCUUCAGAGUGCCAGAAUUCUUAAGGAAAAUAUAAAUAAUAUUUUCAGCUUUAGUUUUUUCCUAAAAGAUUAAGAAUGCUGGAAACUUAUAUUUUGUGCAUUUUGCACUAAUGGUCUAAAGGUCAGAUAGGUUUUAGAACCAGUUUAAUAUAUGAGCGGUUAAUUGUAUUUAACUUUUAUCACUAGUGCUUUGUUAGAAAAGAUAAUUCAGCAACCUGUUCUUUCCUGUUUAUAAAAUACUUGUAUUUUUUAUGGACAUGAGCGUAAUAAUGAUAGGCGCACUGAAUUUGUGAGAAGUGUUUUAAAACAGUGGUUAUGAUGAUUGGUUGCUUUAGUAAUGUGCCUUUGAAAAGUCUUUAAGGUAAAUAACUGUGUGCUCAGCUUUUUUUUCUUUUUCUUUUUUUUGGCAACUGAACAAUUUAUUUAAAGGGAUUUCUAAGCUGCAUUUCAUAGGUAGUUUUACAGUAUGAGUGUUUCGUAAUCGGUUUCCAGCACUGGGUUUCCUAGCAUUAUAAUACCUAAAAUAAUAUCUGUUAUCAUUCUGUUGAUUAUAAAAGUGUCCUGUCCGUUUUUAUUUUGUGUCUUUUGUCUGCAUUUUGAGCUCCCUUUACAAAAUGGUAGUAUAUGUACCCACCAAAGAGUGAGGUUAUAUUUUAUGCAUGCUAAUUGUAAUUCAGCCUUGAGGAAGAACUGGAAGCAGGAGGCUAUACCCAAGUUCUUUUGUUCAGGGUGUUUCCCCAGCAGUAUUGAGGUUAACCACCUUGUACCUCUGGCUGAUGAUCAUAUUAAAUACUUUGCAUUCAGGGCUUCAUUUAGAAAUGAGGCAGAAUCGAUGUAGGAGCUCCUCAUAUAGAGGAAUAUACUGAUUAUAUUACGGUUGGUUCUGAUCAAGUUCCCUUAGGUGCACAAGGCUGGGUGACUCACAUGCCUUUUGAAUUAAGUCCUUAUCAGUUUCCUGCUCCUAACUCCUCAAACACGUUUAGCUGCUGGAGUUCCUGAAUUUUUUUAUUCUUAGAAUGCUCUAAAAUAUUUCCAGCUUUAUAUUCCAAGAUGCCAGUUGCCAAAUCAAAUCCAUACUUUCUAUUAGCGGUGCAGUAAUCAUUUGCUUUUUAACCGCUAGGUAAAAUUAAGCUGCGUACAGUAACUUGAAGAUCAGGUAUCCUCAUUCUCAAAAUCAGUGCCAUGCUUCCCCUUUCGCUUAAAUCAGAACAUGUAUUGUUUCUGAUCUAAAUGUACUACACUGUGAUGCUUCCACUCUUGGGUAGAUCUCGCUGGAUUUGCCCAAUGAUGACUCUAAUAUCAGAUAAUGUUAAAUUAUGCAGCAUAGAUAUGCAAACUUAGAUAUUCGUAUUGAAAAUGCUUUUAGAAAUGUGUUUGUGAUUGUGUGUGUAUCGCCAACUUCUUGUGGAGAUUAUGAUCUCUGAAAACUGGAAGCUGUCAUGUUGAAGACUGGUGAGAAGAAUGGCAGAGAUUUGAAUGGGAAUUGGUUGAUCCUAAAACUAAAUCGGGUUGAAUCUGUUCUUAGUUUCCUGUUGGAAUUUGAUUAAGGGGUUUGUGUCUUAAUGUUGCAGACAGGGUUCUGCAAUGAACGGUGCAGAAUUUAGCCUUGGAAUGGGCUUCUGGAUGUUGUUUUUCACAAGUCAGUGGUACAUAAUAGCUUGAAUCAAAUGUGGUCCUUCAAGAAAGGGAGGGAGAAAGGAGAGAUGGCUCUGUCUUAAUUCCCCACGCAGCUCUUUCCUAAAGUCACACUCUAUUCACUGAUUUUGGAUCUAACUCUUAUCUCUACUAAAAUACAAUCUAGGUUUGUGAAGCUACAGAGACCACCUUGCAAGGUUCCCCAUACACAGAGGUGUUUAGUCUUACUUGCCUAGCCGAAUUUGUGCCUUCCUUUCUCUCGGAACAGCAGCCUGUCUGCGUAUUUUUUUCAUGCACUAUUUUUUGAACUCAAGUUUCACCUGCGGUUUGCCAUCCGGUACUGUUGGGCGUUCCUGUUUUGAGCAAAACCCUCCCAGGCAUAUGGAUUACUUUCCAUCUUUCUUUGGAUUUUGGCUGUCAUCUUAAGAACGAUAUACUGGUGACUUCAUUGCAUACUCUUGGUGACUUUAAUACAACUUUAUUCGUUUGGAAAAGCGUGGUUCUCAUUGAAUGUCUUGUGCCAGCAAAUGUCUAUUGAGAGACUUGUUUUAAACCUGAACAUUCAGUUGUCAACCACCAGCAGAUAAGUUUGCGGGCUUUGGAGAAGUCAUCCUUGUGCGUAUAUGUAUUUUGAUUUUUCUUGCCUAUAAAGAGGCCCAGUUUCAAAUGGUUUCCUACAUAGUUUUAUGGGUCUUAGUCACCAGCACACUUAAACUUUUGGCAAAUGUUUACAUGAAAAUGAAUAGUAGUACUUAACGCGUUUACAAAAAGCUUUCAUAGCAUUUUUUAAAGGCAGUUUCCAUCAGUUUUCAUUUUUUCCUCAAAUUU